Pieris macdunnoughi is the source of this 486-nucleotide messenger RNA. Lineage: Eukaryota; Metazoa; Arthropoda; Insecta; Lepidoptera; Pieridae. The record is from the annotation of a GenBank genome assembly.
AUGGAUAAUACUUUAUUACUGUACUUAGGUCUAGAAUUUUCUAUCCAUUCUUUAUACAAUAUUUACUCCUCAAAAAGACCUCCUCCAAAAUGUGUCGCCUGUUCUAACCUUCUUCAGUCGGUCUCUUCAUUUCUGAAGGCCGCGUCAGUGGCGCUGCACAACUUCCUCAACUCUCCCCUGUCUUCAGCAAGCAUCUGCGCCAGGGUGAUGCAUCUGUCGGUAGCAGCCGCCAGUGACAUGUGCUGUAAAACAAAACCAGAGGGCCGAGGGGUGAGAUUUCCUAAACCAGGUGAGAGUAACUUCACAUAUGUUGCCACGUGUGGGGAACCCCUUUACAGGUGCUGUUACGUGAAUGAAUUCAUUGUUGGCCGCUUCAUUGACAAAUGUGGCAUUUGGCGCGCAAUUUUGGCGGGAGAAAGGGCGGUAGUUAAAAUAAUAAAUAAUAACUUUAUGGUUCUACCAAUAUGUACUGGCAUCGAUAUGUAG